AGUUCGAUUGUCAGUUCAAAGCUAAGUUGCGAACAGCAAAGAUGAGCAUAAGCUUUAAGAAAGUUUUAUUACUGGCAUGCCUGAUUGGCUGCGUGGUAUCCGAUAUUACCGUUGACAACAAAGCAGUGCUCGCGCUGAAGAAACGAUCGGAUGUGGUUGCUUUUUCGCUGAAUUGGUGUGACGUGUUUUACCAGGAAGAUUUUCCAAGAAACGUGGACUGCAAUGGGAAGCCUGAGUUAGUAUGGGAUUAUUUCCCGUCAUGCUGCAACGGAGCAUACAAUUGCAGAAACGGCGCGAUAUUGGAUAUCUAUCUUUGUGCCCCUGGAUACGUGUAUGAUACUACGGCGGAAAUCUGUUUGGAGUUCUCAGAGGAUUCAUGUCCUUAUCUAAAUGGAGGAGCAGGAGGGGGAGAUGAUGAUACAACCAUCGACGAUUCUACUACGGAGGCUCAAGAAAUCAUCAGCUGUUACACUGUAGUAAAUGGUUUGAUCCCGCAUCCAUCAGAUUGUACAAAAUACGUGGAGUGUAUCAAUGGAGAUCCUAACGUUCGUGACUGUCUGGAAGGAUACGUCUACUAUGCACCGUUUUAUGUGUGUCUUCCUGGCACGAAAGAGACCUGCAAGAUCUACACACUUGAAGAUCUACCGCUGUAAUCUAGUUUAUCUUUAUUUUUGAACAGACAUUUCCUGCAAUAAAAUCGUUAAUCUUAUCAUAAACCAUUAACUGAUACUGAAAGACU
Molecule: messenger RNA, 739 nt
Organism: Armigeres subalbatus
Lineage: Eukaryota; Metazoa; Arthropoda; Insecta; Diptera; Culicidae
Exons: 1
Coding region: 42-653 (203 amino acids)
Cellular component (GO): extracellular region
Molecular function (GO): chitin binding
Source: RefSeq, a predicted model, not a curated record